Molecule: messenger RNA, 1034 nt
Organism: Sphaeroforma arctica JP610
Lineage: Eukaryota; Ichthyosporea; Ichthyophonida
Product: purine-nucleoside phosphorylase
Exons: 3
Coding region: 99-968 (289 amino acids)
Biological process (GO): nucleoside metabolic process
Cellular component (GO): cytoplasm
Molecular function (GO): purine-nucleoside phosphorylase activity
Source: RefSeq, a predicted model, not a curated record
AGCCGAUAUAUAAAGAAGCCGCAGGAUACGCCCACUCAUCAUAUUCGACUCAAUCUCUAAGUCUCAACAACCAACGGUUUACCAAUACUAUAGCCAGCAUGACAUCUCAUCAGGAAGUGAACCCUUACACCUACGAACUUGUCCAGGAGAUCGCAGACAAUCUUUUGGAGAAGGUAAAAUCACUAGGCAAGCCCUCCGUACUGAUUAUCUGCGGUUCUGGUUUACAACAUCUAUCCAAAACUCUUUCAGAUCAGAUUGCAAUCAGCUAUACAGACAUCCCUCACUUCCCCGUCAGUACCGUCGAAGGACAUGCUGGAGAGGCCGUAUUCGGUAAGAUCGGAGAUACCGUGGUAAUGUGCAUGCGUGGCCGAUUCCACUGGUACGAAGGCUACAGUCAGUACGCUGUAACCCUUCCCGUCCGUGUAGCCAAACUUAUGGGCGCAGAGCUGCUUGUAGUUACAAACGCUGCCGGAGGUUUGAACCCAAAGUACAACGUAGGCGAUAUCAUGGCCAUCGAGGAUCACAUCAAUUGGGUAGGUAACGCUGGAAACAAUCCCCUCAGAGGCCCUAAUGACGCCCGCUGGGGCCCCCGUUUCCCCGCCACCGGACAGUGUUACACUGAGGAAUUGCUUGAUACUCUUGACGAGGUUGCGCAGGAGCUUGGUAUUUCGAAGGUCAUGCAUAGAGGAACAUACAUGUACAACAGUGGACCUUGCUAUGAAACGCCCGCUGAAGCGAGAAUGUUAGCCACCUUCUCCGACGCUGUCGGUAUGUCGACCGCACCUGAGGCCGUGAUCGCACAUCACUGCGGUAUGCGAUGUGUAGGGCUUACCCUUGUCACCAACUGUGUAAUCACUCGCCGUGACAGCCACGAUAUACCCACACACGACGAGGUGUUGGGAGCCGCUAAUAAGACGGCAAAGGACAUGCAGGAACUGGUUACAGGCCUAAUCAAGAGUGCUUUUUAGUAAAAAACCAUAUAACAAGCACCAAUUCGAGUGCAGAAUAAAUCAAUUUCUAAAGUAUGAGCACGA